CAGAUGCUGUGUAGCCAAAAUUAAACUGUCUUCAGUGUGUCUGAUUAGUCUUCAAAAACAUUUUAUACUAUUUUGACUGUUAAUGUGCUAUGAUUUCCUUCAUUCUUGUCUUGUGUGCAUAUUUUUUGUAAUAUUCUUGCUGUUGGAUAUCUUCAUACAAACAGGGUUCUCCAGAGUUAAAGCUGGGGACAUGGCAUCUGGUGUUGGACCCAUUGAGUCAGAUGUGGUACCAGCAGAGGAUGAAGAGCUUGGAGACUUCUUAUUGCUCACUGAUAGACUCUAUGAUUGCUUCUUUGUUGUUGGGAACGCAGAUCAAGGACCCACAGAGAGAAUUGGUGCAGUGAAAGCGUGUUUGAUGAACCAAAGCCGUGUUUUUCGCAACAUGUUGCAUGACAGCCAGUUAGCUGAACGAGGAGAUAUUAUGGUGCCUGACAUACAACCUCCUGUCUUCCGCUUGCUUCUGAAGCAUUGUUAUGGAGGAUUGGAGAACUGCCGCUCCCUGACUGCAGAAAUGACUGUCAAGUUAUGCUAUGCUGCAGAGAAGUAUCUGAUUGGGUCACUCAAGAAGAAGGUAGCUGACAGGCUUAAACCUGAGUGUGCAUCAGAAAUAUUUCCCGGCCUGCACUGCCUUGUCACAUACAAUGUCACUGAACUGGAGAACUUUAUUACAGAGAUUGUUCGGGAACAGACAGACAAGAUCUUCUCAAGUGAAGGCUUCAUGGACAUUGAUGUUGACAGCAUGGUGUUUAUAGUUAAGCAAGAAACACUCAACUGCUCAGAGGUGGAGAUAUGGAGAGCUGUCAUAAAAUGGGCAAACCAUAAAGCUCAGAGCGAGGAGAGGUUAUCAGUCAGAGAGUGGAUGUCCCAAACACUAAAACACAUCCGUCUGAUGACACUGAGUUAUGAGGAUUUGUGCAAGGAGGUCCUGCCAUCAGGUGUUCUCUCAUUUGAAGAGUUCUGUCAAGUAAGUGCAAGGACUGAACAGGAGUCGGAUACAAUAUGCACAUUGAAGGAAAGCCGAGGGAUGUUUCACGAGCGCUGGAAGUGGUGGGAAACAGUGACAGUGAACCAUGAACUGAGAGAGAAGCGCUGGUCCCAGUCGGACGUCUCAUACAGUUGUCUGGUCGUCGGAGAUCGGAGCAUCAUGCUGGAGUCGGUGACGUGCCUGGGCUCAACAGCACUUCCCUUCCAGGACUGCUACGGCCUCAACUACGCCUGCCAGGCUGAGAUUGUGGUGUCCAGAAUAACUGACUAUAUUGCCAGUACACCAGCUGAAGAGCCUGUUGUUGUUAAGUUCAACGGCUCUGCCAACUACUAUGAACAGUUCACAAUGCCUACACUUAUAAAUGGCGAGAGUAUCACUCUCCAGGCUAACAGCAUGUUUAAGUUGAAGAUAUCUUUUGUGACACCAGAGAACAACCUACAUCCGUGUUGGCUUGCUCCGACCUGCAGUGAUGGUCACACGUUCAGUCACGGAAAGUUUUAUUGCUCCUAUAUCUAUGAGGAGGGUGUUGGGUGGAAACCUAGUCAUAUUGUAAAAUUUCAAUAUAGCUAUAGAAGAUGAUGAACUAAAAAUGGAAAUAUUUGAUAAGUUUAUGUACAGGUUUGUGAUUAUUUCAACUAUUAAUAAGUUGUAUAAAUAAUAUAAUUUGAUUAAUAAACAAAUAAAAUUAUAAGUACAGUGUG
Homalodisca vitripennis (glassy-winged sharpshooter) is the source of this 1686-nucleotide messenger RNA. RefSeq names its product BTB/POZ domain-containing protein 3-like. The transcript is spliced from 6 exons. The coding region runs from base 83 to 1564 and encodes 493 amino acids. Gene Ontology annotation, molecular function: protein binding. Lineage: Eukaryota; Metazoa; Arthropoda; Insecta; Hemiptera; Cicadellidae. The record is from RefSeq and is a predicted model, not a curated record. Gene Ontology annotation, cellular component: P-body; cytosol. Gene Ontology annotation, biological process: neurogenesis.